This is a messenger RNA of Penicillium soppii, 897 nucleotides long. Its product is annotated as Yip1 domain protein. The record is from RefSeq and is a predicted model, not a curated record. Bases 1 to 897 code for a protein of 298 amino acids. Gene Ontology annotation, biological process: endoplasmic reticulum to Golgi vesicle-mediated transport. NCBI's taxonomy places the organism in Eukaryota, Fungi, Ascomycota, Eurotiomycetes, Eurotiales, Aspergillaceae. Gene Ontology annotation, cellular component: trans-Golgi network; membrane. The transcript is spliced from 4 exons.
AUGGCCACUGUACACCACGGCCAGCCCCAUGGGGAGCCCCGUGAUGACGACUCCCUCUUUGGUGAUGAUCUGAUUGAAGCUGAUGAUGCCAUCGACGCUGAUGACCCUCUGCGCGACACCUCUGACACGGCCCCUCUACGAGGCAACAUCCAAUCCGAUUCAGGCAGCCGAGGCAAUACUUCGGGCUAUGGCAACUACUUGUCAUCCUCUAUUGGUGGUGAAGAUCGCCGCGCCACACAAAACACUAUCGAUGAGAGUGUGUGGGACACAUUGUCACGCGAUCUAGUUGCCGUGUGGGAGAAGAUGCGCCAGGUGCUCUGGCCAAAGUAUCUCCUUGGAGGAAUGCUUCAGCGCGGAGGAAGUGGUAUCGCUGAUGCUGAACAAGGUGGAAUGUCAGGAUUCGGUCGUAACAUUCGAGGACUCGUCGGCCGCUGGCCGGAUGCCGAUGUGGUCUUGCAGAGUGGGAUGAGCGAUGGGCUGCGGGACUGGGAUCUCUGGGGACCGCUUGUGUUUUGUCUUGUCCUAAGUUUGUUCCUGUCUAUCGCAAAGGGUGACCAAUCAUCAGUGGUAUUUUCCGGUGUCUUCUGUAUUGUUUGGAUUGGAGAGGCAGCUGUGACCCUCCAGAUCAAGCUUCUUGGUGGCAAGAUCUCUUUCUUCCAGUCGAUUUGCAUAAUCGGUUAUACACUAUUCCCCUUGGUCAUUGCAGCAAUGCUGAGUGCAUUGGGACUUCCUACAAUUGCACGGAUACCGGUUUAUCUCGUAUUGGUGGCAUGGUCUCUAGCAGCAGGAGUGAGCAUCUUAGGAGGCUCUGGAGUGGUUCGAAACCGAGUUGGCAUUGCAGUUUACCCAUUGUUUGUGUUCUACAUUGCAAUUGGGUGUCUCUGUUUCAUCAGUUAA